AUGGAAAGCUCGCUGAGAUACAUUAGCAGCUCUUCUUUGCAUCAAAGAAUAGCGAUCAAAAUAGGUACUCUGGAAGGAGAAAAUGUUGGCUACUCGUACGAAAAGCUGAUUGAGCAACCGUUGCUAAAAUUCUCCGGAAUGUACACUGAGAAAACGCCACCCUUGAAGGUAAAAUUACAGAUAUUUGAACACGGAGAACCAGUGGGUCUGCCGGUAUGCACAUCCCAUAAGCACUUCUCUACGCGAUGGAGCUGGAACGAGUGGGUUACCUUGCCCCUGAGAUUCACCGAUAUAUCCCGCACGGCUGUGAUUGGACUGACGAUCUACGAUUGUGCUGGAGGAAGAGAACAGCUAACAGUAGUAGGCGGGACAUCGAUAUCGUUUUUCAGCACGAACGGACUCUUUCGCCAGGGUUUAUAUGAUUUAAAAGUGUGGCCGCAGAUGGAACCAGAUGGGACCAGAAAUUCAACAACUCCUGGCAAGUGCUCGAAUGCGGGUGUUAAUCAAAUGCAACGAUUAUCAAAGUUGGCAAAAAAGCACCGUAACGGGCAGAUGGAAAAAAUCGAUUGGCUUGAUCGUCUCACGUUCCGCGAACUGGAAGUUAUAAAUGAAAUGGAGAAGCGCAACUCCCAAUUCCUUUAUCUGAUGGUGGAAUUUCCUCAAGUGUUCAUCGAAGAAAAAAUGUACUCCGUAAUACAUCUGGAAAAAAAUUCCAAUUCUAUGCUUACAUUUAUACCGAAGCCAAAAAUAGUGGUAGUCCCGGACUGUGAAAUUCAUCAGGAAAAUCUUGUUGAACGCAAACACCACAGACUUUCCCGUUCGGCCCGUUCCGGCACAUCAGAUAGAGAUGUCAAGCCUAAUGCUGUCGUACGAGAUACACUAAACGCGAUUGUGUAUCGAUAUUCCUCAACGUAUCCAUUGAGUAGCGAGGAGCAGGACAUCAUUUGGAAAUAUCGUUUCUAUCUUAGUAGCCACAAGAAAGCGUUAACAAAAUUUUUGAAGUGCGUUAAUUGGGAAACUGCUACCGAAGUUCGACAGGCGCUCGCGUUGCUCGAAAGCUGGUCUCCGAUGGAUGUCGAGGAUGCCCUUGAGCUACUGAAUUCAACAUUCCGUCAUCCGGUCGUCAGAUGGUACGCCAUCACACGUCUCAAUGAAGCUUCCGAUGAAUAUUUGCUGCUGUAUUUGUUACAGCUGGUACAAGCCUUAAAGUAUGAGCCAUUUGAUGAACCAACUAAUCUAGCAGUUCGUCCUCCAGGUGAUGGAAGAGAAAUUUUUCAAUCCUAUGACGAAUCUACGGAAGCCCAGUAUGACGAACUACAGACAGAUAACGGAGGCACAUCAGAUACGAAUGUAGAAGAGGAAAUCAAAAAUCGCUAUCACAACAGUAAUGUUAAUAAUCUGGCCAGUUUUCUUGUCGAACGUGCCUGCAAAAAUCCAACGCUAGCCAAUUAUCUGUACUGGUAUCUAUCGAUUGAAUGUGAAGAUGAAAGAAUCGGUAAGAAGGAUCUAAAAAUAAGCGAAAUGUACUCCAACGUGCUACGGAUGUUUUUGAAUCGUUUGUAUAAAGGGACGCCAGAAAUGAAAAUGACCCACGCACAGUUAAAGGAGCAGCAGCACUUCGUCGAUCGUUUGGUAACACUGGUGAAGAUAGUGGCGAAAGAGUCGGGCAACAGGAAGCGUAAGACGGAGAAAUUUCAGCAGUUUUUGGCAGAAUCGAGCUCUUCCAACUCUACUACGAAGUUCAACUUUAACAGCUUUGGCCCGAUAGUGUUCCCGCUAGAUCCCAGCGUACAGAUAGCGGGCAUUGCUGCAGAAAAGGUUUCUUUGUUCAAAAGUGCCUUAAUGCCGUCAAAAUUGACCUUUCGCACCACUACCGGAAGGGAUUACGUGGCGAUCUUUAAACAUGGAGACGAUCUUCGACAGGAUCAGCUGAUUUUGCAAAUGAUUACUCUGAUGGAUAAGUUACUGCAGAAAGAAAAUCUCGACCUAAAGCUAACGCCAUACCGUGUGUUAGCCACGAGCUCUAAGCAUGGGUUUAUGCAAUAUAUUGAUUCGGUAACGGUGGCCGAAGUGCUCAACACGGAAGGAAGCAUUCAUAACUACUUCCGUAAAUUUAAUCCCUGCGAAACGGGUCCAUUCGGCAUCAUGCCGGAGAUAAUGGACACGUAUAUUAAGAGCUGUGCAGGAUACUGCGUCAUAACAUAUCUGCUGGGAAUCGGUGAUCGACAUCUGGACAAUUUGUUGCUCACAUCGAGCGGGAAACUGUUUCACAUCGAUUUCGGAUAUAUUUUGGGUCGUGAUCCAAAACCAAUGCCUCCACCAAUGAAGCUGAGUAAGGAGAUGGUCGAGGCGAUGGGCGGAAUCAAUUCAGAGUACUAUAACACCUUCCGCAAAUUGUGCUACACCGCAUUCUUACAUCUACGUCGCCAUGCAAACGUAAUGCUUAACCUUUUCGGUUUGAUGGUGGAUGCGUCCGUUCCUGACAUUGCAUUAGAGCCUGAUAAGUCGGUGAAAAAGGUAGAGGACAAUUUACGACUGGAUCUGUCCGAUGAAGAGGCGGUGCAGCAUUUGCAAAAUUUGUUGGACAUCUCAAUAACGGCCGUCAUGCCAGCCUUGGUAGAACAAAUACACAAGUUGGCACAGUACUGGCGAAAGUAA
This is a messenger RNA of Anopheles marshallii, 2658 nucleotides long. RefSeq names its product phosphatidylinositol 3-kinase catalytic subunit type 3 (gene Pi3K59F). Bases 1 to 2658 code for a protein of 885 amino acids. Gene Ontology annotation, biological process: phosphatidylinositol-3-phosphate biosynthetic process; endocytosis; autophagy of peroxisome. Gene Ontology annotation, molecular function: 1-phosphatidylinositol-3-kinase activity. The transcript is spliced from 14 exons. Gene Ontology annotation, cellular component: phagophore assembly site; endosome; membrane. NCBI's taxonomy places the organism in Eukaryota, Metazoa, Arthropoda, Insecta, Diptera, Culicidae. The record is from RefSeq and is a predicted model, not a curated record.